This is a messenger RNA of Mytilus trossulus (common blue mussel), 4178 nucleotides long. RefSeq lists its product as uncharacterized. Lineage: Eukaryota; Metazoa; Mollusca; Bivalvia; Mytilida; Mytilidae. The record is from RefSeq and is a predicted model, not a curated record. The transcript has 5 exons. Bases 71 to 3970 code for a protein of 1299 amino acids.
UUGUUUUUUUGUGUAUUUUGCCAUAACAUGUUUCGUUAAUUAUACCUCAUAUUGAGCAGGGCGAAAUAUUAUGGACAUUCUUAAAUUAUUUUCAUAUUUAUUCCUAGGAUUUUUCUACUCUAAUUUUCAUCCUGCUCAGGGUCAAUGGGGUCUCAGAUGGGGUUCGCCGGGAUCUUUGAAAAAUUUGAAAACCGUGAAACUUCUUGGAAAUUUGAAAAAAGCAACCAAACAUAGCAAAGUUUUAUGGCGUCCAAUGAAACAUGACAUUGUUAUAGCAAGAGAUAGUUCAGAUUCUAGUGACAAUUCAGACACACAUAGGCGACGUUUCAUUAAAAAACUAAAACGUCGCCUUUCAAGACGGAAACGUAUAAAAUUAAGGAGAAGAAAUGCUAAUGCAUUGAUUGAAAAACUAAUAAAAGAGAAAAUUUUGCGAACAAAAAAAGAACCAAACAAAAAUGUCAAGUCAGAUCAAAUGGAACCUCGUAUUCAUAGUAUUGACAAAGGAAAUCAAAACGUUAAACCGUUAACUAAAACAAGUUUGGUCAAAACGCUUGGAGAAAGGCUACUAUCUGAUUAUGAUUAUACAACAAUAAUCCCAAAUGGCAAAGAAUCAACAGGACUAGUUGUUUCUUGGGAUGGUAUUUUUACGGCAAAUAAGAACGUAAAAAGUUCCAGAAAAUCUGUAGCAGUUGGGAAUUUAGGUCACUCAUUUAAAAAAACAUCCUCAUCGGGAAUUGGCGUUUCAACACCCCCAAAAUCAAACGCAAAUACAAAUGCUGAACAGGAAUUUGAAGCAGAAAUAGAAACAGAAGAACCAGUCAUAACAACAACAGAAAAGAACAUAUUUUUAACGUCAAAACAAAAUAAUGGAGAACAGGAAAUAGAGGCAGAAGAAACCACAGCACAAAAUAUUAUAUCUACCAUACGAACACUUUCAUCCUCAGCAGCGUCAUCAAACAAUGGCGAGCAAGAAAUAGAGGCAGAAGAAACAACAACAAUAAACAGCAUAACUACAGUAAAAUCACAUUUAUCAAAAAGUACAGCUGUCGGAGAGCAGGAAGUUGAAAUAGAAGGUAUCACUAGUACAACGAAAACCUCUGUCACACAACAAACUUCAGCAACUGUAGACCAAGAAGUUGAGGCAGAGGAAACCACAACACCACUGUACAGCAAAUCGACAAAAAUAUUAGUAUCUAGUAUAAACGAUCACCAACGUAAACAAAGGGUCAUUGGUAAUGCGGUUGCAAAUAAAUACCACGGUAUUGCAGGUAUAUACAUUAAACCAAAGUCACUAGAUAAACCGCUGAUAACUGCUCAAAUAGCAGGAGUGACGAGACAAAAAACUGAAAUUCCUUUAAAUAAUGGUAAUUUUAGCUAUAUCACAAAAGGCGAACUUUCAAUUUCUGGCAAAAAAUUACCCUUAGUUAUAAAUAGUGUUAAUUCAAAAUCAAUUCUUAACAAAGAUGUAAAUGGCCAUUUAAUGGGAUCGGAAAGAAAGUUUGAUAUGAAUAGCUUUAUUAAGCAUCCACAAAAAGUACUAGGCAGCUACCAUCCACCUGUCCCAGCAGAAGAGGCUGUCGUUAGUGUCCAAGGGGAUGUUUCAGUUAUCAGUUCACUCGACAAAAACAUUAUUAAGACAAAGACAACCUUAGGAAAAGUCGGCAGCGGUAGACGACGAGUAGAUGAUAAUGGUAAACCAGGCCUAAAACAUCUAGCUGACCUUAAUUCUACAACGGGUUUAAGAUCAAGCACACUGAAUCCGUCAGAUAAAGAGACACUAGAAUUCAGUGGAAACGUCUUUAAAACCCAACCGUCAUUAAACGUUCAAGUUAGAACACGUGUAUCAAAAGACAAGACGGAUAAAACAUCUGGAACUCAUUUAAGUGCUCAUUUUACACCCAUUUCAACAAUCCCAUUAAACUCUACUAGUUUUGUUGCACCAGCUAAACACCAGAAGACAAUUCAUACAAUAAGAAUUAACGGACAAAGUAAACCAUCAAUAAAUCACAUUGCUCAUGGAACAAGAAGACAUAUUUCACUUUCAGGCAAAGAUCACUUUAAAUUGCAAAGACACGGAAUUACAUAUUUACAACCGACAAUUGAGGUAGCAAAGAAAAAAGGAAUAACACAAGAUCAACAAAAUGGUAACGGUGUUGCAGCUAAACUAAACAAGAAAAACAUAUUUGGGCAGAAAAACAAAAAUAAUUCACCACAGAUCAAUGAUGGUCGACAACCUUCAAAUAAUUUUAUACUUAAUGUUGGUGGUAAUGCUUCCGUAAAGACAAUUUCACAGGAACCCCAUGACAAAACCUUCACUGCUGGUAGGAGAACAUUGAAUAUUUUUAACAACGCUCAUUUAAAAACUGGCAAUGGCGUUGCAUUUAAGUUAAAUAAGAAUACAAUUUCUAGGAAGAGAACCCUAAAUAAUUUACCACAGAUCAAUGAUGAUCGACAAUCUUCAAAUGGUAUUCUUAAUGCUGUUGGAAAUGCUCCAGGAAAAACAAUGUCGCAGAAAUCAAUUGACAAAACCGUCACUGCUGCUGGUAGAAACAAUAUCAAGCAAGUCAGUUUAGGACCGGCGAAAAGUCUACCCCCUUUUCUUCACAUUACAGCACCCAUUGUAAAUGCAAAUGAAAACACUCGAAAUGCUCAAAAUCAGAUUCAAAAUUGGAAACCAGUGGUUCAUAGUAAUUCAAUCAUGAACGAAAUUCACACAAGGACAAUUGGUUCAAAAGAUACAGGUUUGAAUCACACUCCAAAAAGUAAUUCAUUUUCUAAAUCCAUACAAAAAGAAAACAGAUCAGGUAUAAAACCCAAAAAGUUAUCAUGGCAACACAGAGCUACCAGCAAACCAGUUGUUCAACAAAAAGCUUUUGUAAACAAUCCACCAAACCCUUUACCCAUUGCUUGGGGUCCUGUAGCAACAAGUAACACAGUUAUCAAAGAAAAGAAAUUAGGACCAGCUGGUAUUCCAGGACAACAACAAAAAUCGUGGGGUCCCAUUGCAGCUGGUAAGCCGAGUCUUAAUCAAAAGGAUACUAACGUGGAAAUCGCCAAUGAUAUACAAUGGGCAUCAGUUGCUACAAGUAAACCGAGUCCUGAUAAAAAGAAUAUUAACGUGGAAAUCGGUAACAAUAUACAAUGGGGACCAGUUGCUAAGAGUAAACCGAGUCUGGGUAAAAAGAAGAUUAAUGAGGAAAUCGGUAACAAUAUACAAUGGGGACCAGUUGCUACAAGUAAACCAGCCUCAACAGAAAAACCAGCUAGUAUUAACUAUAUUCAAACUCAUAAAAAUAUAUCAUGGGGUCCAGUAGCUACAAGUAUUCCUGUUGUGACAGGUCAGCAAAUUAAGAUACAGGACAGAGAAACAAACAAAGAUGUAUCACGGCAACAAAUUACGAAAAAUAGUCAUGGCUCGAGCGGAACAGUUUCUACUAAUAAUGUUCUACAUCAUGCACAGAAAACCACAAGUCACAUGUCUGGUCUCUCUCGUGGUUUACUUGAUCAACUUAGACCACCAAGCAUGAGAAAUUUAGGUUCAAAUAGAGGUAGGCUUACUAUUAUGGAUGCAGGCAAUAGUUCAAACGUGUUACCAAUGCCAAAUGGAAAAGCCAAAGAUCAGAUACAAAAUAAGAUAAAAGCAGAUGAAAUUUUAACGUCUAAGUGGUUAGACUCCAAAAGAAAAGAAGCUACGGUUUUAGCAACUGAGUUGGGCGGCAUAUGGAAAGAUGUAAAUAGAACAAUGAUUGGAGGCGCUUCAAGCUCGUGUCCCGUAUAUACAAUUAAAUACCAGGACAAUACAGUUAUAUUAGAUACAGUGGAUAAUAAGUGCAGAACGGUUAUUACCUGGCACAAAAAGACAAAACGUGAACAAAUCCGGGAAAACACGUGGUACGGUGCCAAUGUCUACUACAGGGAUAGACCCUAUUACAUUCCGGUGGUCACCUACGUGGACUUAGCUAAAGUAUGAGAAAAGUUAGUGACUGUCUGUACUUCAAGAAUUCCAUGCUUCCUUCGUAAGGAACGCAAAAGCUACAAUUUACAUAUGAAUGCACAUUUCUGUUUGUCGAUUUCAUUAAAUGGGUACCAUCAUACAUUAUGUAUACAGGUGUUUCUGAAUGUUUUUUCUUUGGAAAUUUACAUUAAACUUUAUAUCAAUAUAUUGGUGAGAAUGGGGC